GUUUCAAUUCGCAUGUAUGGUUUGACUGUGUGUGAAAGAAUUUGUGUGGUGUGUUCUGGAGUUUGGGAAUGUGUUUUGUGUUAUUCUGUCUGAGCAGGUAUUUGUGAUGAUAGAUCUUGAGAAGAUCUUUCCGACGCAACAAGAAUCGAUUCAAUCGGAGCAAGAACGCGAAAGCUAUGAAGAUUCAAAGUUCAUGAGCUUGCGUUACAAUUGCGGCGGUUACAAAGUGAAGUUGUGGGGUGACUUUAUAUGGAGUUGGGACCUUUGGGGGUUGGGGAAAUUUGUCACUCUACUGUAACAGCUGCAAAUUGGUUGGGAACAACCAAGCUAGGUUGGCAAGGGUGGCCAACUUGGAUGGAUUGGUUGGGAAGGGACAAAUGUCAAAAUUGGGGUUCCUAUAGGGAGGGAAUCUUUGUGCUUAUGGGGUUUCCUUGGUUGGGGACUCUCUUGGGACCUUCCCUCUCAUCCCUCUCUUUCUAUCCCAACCUUUCUCUUGCUCCUCUAAUUUUUCCUUGAGAGAUUCUUGAACUUUGAUUGAACUCUUGAGAUUGAGUUAAGUUCUCCUCCUACAGCUUACCCCCUAGUGCGUCGAAAGCCAUAGCGUCGCGAAUACUUCAUCAAUCAACAUGAUUCAAUUUGGGAACGGUAGCUGAGCUUACGAUCUACAACAUAUCCGAGUUUCACGACAUUCCAACGGCUAGUUUUUUGUCGACGUCGUUUCUUGUGAGGACGACUUUUCUGUCCAGAAUUUCGGAUUUAUAUUUUGAGUAAUUCUAGCUCCUAAGUUCACCUAGACUUCGUCCUUAAUCCUAACAAGUGGUAUCAGAGCCAUAUUGAGGACAUUGAGAGGAGUCUACAGAAGUGUGAAGACCCUUCUAGACCCACCAUGGCCUGUGGGCGUGCCUAAGUGGUGUUCUAAAGGUUGGAUGUGACUUCCGCUAAGGGGAAACUCUGCCGAAAUUUCGUGGACGCCGACACUUGUGAAAAUAUCGAGGGAGCUGAGUCUGGACAGCAAAGGGGGAGCUGAAAUUCGUCAUUUCUCAAGGAGAAGAUGAAUGAGAGAGGAGGAGAUGCUAAUGGAAGAGGAGCUGUACCUGAGAAGACAAGUGAGCCGCCACCAUCAAAAGUUGAAGCUUUGGAUGGCUCCAACUAUGAGGAAUGGAGCGGGCGCAUGAGGAGUGCCUUCAAACGCUACAAGCUACUGAAGAUUAAUGUUGGGGAGGAGAAGAUGCCGGAAGAAGGCGAAGAACGCGAACGGUGGAUUGAGAAAAGCACGGUGCUUUUCGACCUCAUCCUUCAAUCGGUCAACAAUGAGAUGUUCGAGCACAUCAAGGAUCUUGUGGAAGCGGAUGAUUCGGGUCCAAGGGCGUGGAAACUACUACGCGAUGUGAUUCAGCCCAACACUCUUCCGAUGGUGAUCGUGCUCGAGAAGGAACUUGCUGCAAUCUCCAUGCGACCAGGGGAUGAUGUGAAGCUGAUCCUUGACAAGAUCAAGGACACCUAUGCAAGGAUGGCAGCAGCGGGCAGCAGCGUUUCUCAGCUGCAGCAGUGCACCAAGAUCAUCUCGGUGUUGGAUAACUCGUGGGACAACCUCAUCCCCACCCUCAACUCUCAGCAAGAUCAAUGGACACCUGAGUGGCUAAGGCAGCAGAUUCUGCAGGAGGACUUCCGCAGACGCCAUGUGGGAGGUGGUGCUUCCACUAAGACUGCUGAGGGGUAUGGAGCUGCAGGGCGCGGCAGAGGAAGAGGGGGUUGGAGAGGCCGAGGCCGUGGGAGGAGCUUUGGCAGAGGUAGUGGCCGAGGUGACUAUAAUGAGGGGCAUGGGAGCUCUAGUGGCAAGGGGAGUACCAGAAUGGAGGGCACCUGCUGGUACUGCAAGAAGGUCGGGCAUCCUUGGUUUAAGUGCUUCAGCAGGCCGGAGGGAUGGGCACCUCCAGGCAUGAAGCCGCCCAGUGGUGAACGCGCACAAGGUGGCGCUGUGCAAGGCUCAGGUGCACAAGGUGAAGGUGCACAAGGUAAUACCUAUCCUGGGAUGUUUCUCAUGGUUGAGGAUGUGCAUGGGCAUGAGGGUGAUGUGGGAUCUGUGGGAAAGGUUGUGAUGCACCCUCUCACGCACUGGGUGAUUGAUUCGGGUUGCACCAGUCACAUGACCCCACGGGCAGAUUUGCUUGAUGAGGUAAAACCCCCUGGGAAGAUCAAGUAUGUGGCAGCAGCGUCAGGUGCUUUGCUCCCUGUCAUUGGUGUUGGAAAUGCCAAGGUUAAGGGAGCUUAUGGGGAGCUUGUGGGGCUUGGGAAUGUUCUGCUGGUUGAAGGCUUGUCUGCUAACCUUCUCUCUGUGCGACGACUGCAGAAGAGCAAGGCCGAAGUGACCUUUGGACGAACCAGCUGCCGUGCUAAGCUUGGGAAGAAGGUGCUGUGGAGUCUGGAAGAGGAGACCAGCUGCAUCAAGGACCUGUGGCAGCUGCCCAUCAUCCCAUGGAAUGGGAAGACUCCAACAGCAGCAACGGCAGCAGCGGCAAAGGCAACAGCAGGAGGAGAUGCAACUGCACCAACUGAUGGGGUCCUGGAAGCAGUCAAGAAAGUGCAGCAGCAGCAGACACAUGGUGAGGUCGCCCUUGUGAAGAACAGGGUGCUGGCUACAGUUGGAGAUAAGGAGUGGAUCCCAUAUACCAAGUGGUAUGGGAGUGCUCCAGCUGUGAACAUGCUGAGGGCAUUUGGGUGCAUGGUGGUGUUUCAUGUGCCUAAGGAGAAAAGGGGGAAGUUGGAGGCUUCUAGAAGAUGGGGUGUGCACUUGGGGAUUGCAAAGGAUCACAAGGGGUGGCUGCUAUGGGACUUGACCACCCAGAAGUUGACAGUGUCAAGGGAUGUGAAGUUUCUUGAGUCCCUGUACUACAAGGAAUGGAAGCAGCAGCAACAGAAGCUUCCAUCUACACCGCUCAUUGUGGAGGCAGAUGAGGUGCAGCAGCCUUCAAGACAGGUGGAGGUUGCAGUGUCAGAGGAGGAGAUGUCUGGGGUGACUGAGGAAGGGGGAGCAGCUGAAGUGGAGCAGCAGCAGCAGCAGGAGCAGCAGCAGCAGCAUGAGUCUCCACCUCGAGUUCCACACCCGCCUGAGCGACCUAGGAGGGAUGUGCGCCCUCCGGUGAGGCUAACCUAUGGGGGAAGAGGCAAGCCGAAUGUGGUGCAGGCUGGGAGUGUGGUUGAGCAGAUUGAGGAAGAUGAGAUCGCUCACUGCUACUGGGCACCAAUCCCUGAGCCCAAGACUCGAGAGGAGGCUUUGAAUGGACCAAAUGGGGAGAAGUGGAAGGCGAGUGAGGAUGAGGAGUUCGGGUCCCUAAUUGAGAACGAGACAUGGGACCUGUGUGACUUGCCUCCUGGAAAGAAGGCAAUCACUUCCAAGAUGAUCUACAGGCACAAGUAUGGACCUGAAGGGGAGCUGACCCGCUACAAGUCUAGGCUUGUGGCACGGGGGUUUCAGCAGACAAAGGGGAAGGACUAUGAUGAGGUGUUUGCUCCUGUGGGGAAAGGAACAACACUGAGGGUGCUGUUGGCGAUAGCUGCACUCCUGGGAUGGAAGAUUCGGCAGAUGGAUAUUGUGACUGCCUUUCUGAAUGGGAUCAUUAUGGAGGAGGUGUACAUGAAGCAGCCAGAGGGGCUGGAUGACGGGAGCGGCAGGGUCUGCGGCUGAAGAAGGCCAUCUAUGGCCUUAAGCAGGCGCCUCGUGCAUGGUAUCACAAGUUGGAGGAGGCGCUGUUGGCUGGGGGUUUCAAGAAGAGUGAGUGUGACCCCAGCCU
Closterium sp. NIES-67 is the source of this 3791-nucleotide messenger RNA. The record is from the annotation of a GenBank genome assembly. Lineage: Eukaryota; Viridiplantae; Streptophyta; Zygnematophyceae; Desmidiales; Closteriaceae.